GUGUGUAGGCGGUGGGGGCCGGAGCGCAGGGCGUAGGUGAAGGACUUCCCUGCUCUCCUUUGGAACCCUUCACUUUUGCAGUGCGCGCCAGCGGAGAGGGCGGGGGGCAAGAUCCUACUGUGGGGUUGGAAAGGCAACAUGCUUAGGGUGUGUGCAGAGAGCUGUGUUAUGUAAGGCUUUCCCAUGCAGGGAGGGGAUGUGCAGUGUGCGGGAGCCUGGGCCUCCUCUGGCUGGAGCCCCUUUCAGUGCCGAGGCAGAUUUGGGGGACGCAGAACCUUGGUGGCGUUGGGUUGACAUCAGGGCUAGCUGUACAUGGCGAUGAGCACUGAAGACUCUUGGGGUGACCCGGGGAUAUCCUACAAGUCAAAUGGAGUGGAGCCUUGACAACGUAGUGUCCCUGGUUGUGUGACCAAGAUUCGCAAAGAAAGAGAGAGAGAGACCGAUACAGAAAGAGAAGAAGGAGGGGCGGGCUCCUGGCAAGGCGUUUGCUCCUGAGCAGAGUCCUGCAAAGAUGGAGAAGGAGGAAGAGACAACCCGGGAGCUGCUGCUGCCCAACUGGCAGGGCAGUGGUUCCCACGGGCUGACCAUUGCCCAGAGGGAUGAUGGAGUCUUUGUUCAGGAGGUGAUGCAGAACUCCCCUGCGGCCCGCACUGGGGUGGUCAAGGAGGGGGACCAGAUUGUGGGUGCCACCAUCUACUUUGACAACCUGCAGUCUGGUGAGGUGACCCAGUUGCUGAAUACCAUGGGGCAUCACACUGUUGGCUUGAAGUUGCACCGUAAAGGGGACCGUUCCCCUGAGCCUGGACAGACCUGGACCCAUGAAGUCUUCAGUUCCCGUAGCUCUGAAGUGGUUCUGAGCGGGGAUGAUGAGGACUACCAGCGCAUCUACACCACGAAGAUCAAGCCACGCCUGAGGUCGGAGGAUGGAGUAGAAGGGGACCUUGGGGAGACCCAGAGCCGCACCAUCACAGUGACUAGAAGGGUUACAGCCUACACUGUGGAUGUGACCGGUCGGGAAGGAGUGAAGGACAUUGACAUCACCAGCCCUGAGUUCAUGAUCAAGAUACCAAGGCAUGAAGUGACUGAAAUCUCCAACACAGAUGUGGAAACCCAGCCAGGGAAAACGGUGAUCCGACUGCCAUCGGGAUCCGGGCCAGCCUCUCCAACCACAGGCUCUGCUGUGGAUAUCCGGGCAGGUGCCAUUUCUGCUUCAGGACCAGAGCUUGAAGGUGCUGGCCACUCAAAAUUCCAGGUCACUGUGCCUGGGGCAAAGGUGGGAAGCCUAGAUGUCAAUGUCAAAGCAAAAGGCUUGGACUUGGGUGGCAAAGGAGGGAUCCGAGUUCCAGGAGUAGACGUUUCGUCUUCUCUUGGGGCUGGCUCAGUAGAGGUACAGGCCCCAUCCCUCCAGAGUGGUGAUAUUGGGAAAAUUAAAAUUCCUACCAUGAAGGUGCCAAAAUUUGGUGUCUCCGCAGGUCUGGAUGGCCAGAUUCCAGAGGUAGGGCUGAGUGUUUCUGCACCUGAAUCCUCUGUGGGACACAAGGGUGACAAGCCAGGCUUGGCUAUUGGGGGAAACAUCCAGGCUCCUCACCUGGAAGUAAAUCCCUCCUCUGUCAAUAUUGAGGGGCUUGAGGGGAAACUGAAGGGUCCCCAGAUCACUGGGCCAUCACUUGAAGGUGACUUAGGCCUGAAAGGUACCAAGCUGCAAGGGAACAUAGGAAUGGAUGCCUGUGCUUCCAAAAUCGAGGGCAGCAUCACUGGUCCUAGUGUGGAAAUCGGAACCCCUGAUGUUGAUGUUCAUGGGCUAGGGGGCAAACUGAAUAUGCCCAAGAUGAAAGUCCCUAAGUUCUCUGCAUCAGGUUCAAAGGGAGAGGGGAUUGGCCUUGAUGUGGCACUGCCCACAGGUGAAGUGACCCUUCCUGGGGUCUCUGGGGAUGUAAGUCUGCCUGAGAUUGCUACUGGUGGGCUCGAAGGGAAGAUGAAGGGUGCUAAAGUCAAGACUCCUGAAAUGAUCAUCCAGAAACCUAAAAUCUCCAUGCAGGAUGUGGAUCUGAGCCUGGGGUCCUGUAAACUGAAAGGAAAUAUGAAGACAUCUGCUCCUGAGGUGAAAGGUGAUGUUAAAGGCCCUCAGAUGGCAGUUAAAGGCUCCAGAGUGGACAUAGAGACACCAAACUUAGAGGGGACCUUGACAGGUCCCAAGAUCAGCAGCCCUUCUGGAAAAAUAGGGGCCUGUAGGAUUUCUAUGGCAGAUGUAGACUUAAAUGUAGCUGCACCUAAAGGGAAAGGGGGUGUAGAUGUCAUUCUCCCCAAUGUAGAAGGAAAAGCCAAAGGUCUUGAAGUUGAUGUCAAAGGCCCCAAAAUGGACAUCAGUGCUCCAGAUGUAGAAGUCCAUGGUCCAGAAUGGAAUUUGAAGAUGCCCAAGUUCAGUGUCCCAGGAGUCAAAGGAGAAGGCCUAGAUGUAAAUGUUACUCUGCCCGAAGGAGAUAUUAGUAUUUCGGGGCCUAAGGUCAAUGUAGAAGCUCCAAACGUCAACAUGGAGGGUCUGGGUGGCAAACUUAAAGGCCCUGACAUUAAUCUUCCUGAAGUAAGUGUCAAGACUCCAAAGAUUUCUAUGCCUGAUGUGGAUCUGCAUAUCAAAGGGCCAAAGGUGAAGGGAGAGUAUGAAGUAACACCACCAAAGCUUGAGGGGGAACUGAAAGGCUCCAAAGUGGACAUUGACACCCCACAAGUGGAUGUUCAUGGCCCAGACCUGAAGAUUCCCAAGAUGAAAAUGCCCAAAUUCAGUGUGCCAGGGUUCAAAGCAGAGGGCCCAGAAGUGGAUGUGAACCUGCCCAAGGCUGACCUUGACAUUUCUGGGACUAAGGUGGAAGUCAGUGCUCCAGAUGUAAGCAUUGAAGGAUCAGAAGGGAAGUUGAAAGGGCAUAAGUUUAAAAUGCCUGAAAUGAAUAUCAGAGCUCCAAAGAUCUCCAUGCCAGAUGUGGACUUACACUUAAAAGGCCCCAAUGUAAAGGGAGAAUAUGAUGUCACAGUGCCAAGGGCAGAAGGUGAGAUUAAAGUUCCUGAUGUUGAACUUAAAAGUGCUAAACUGGACAUUGAUGUUCCAAAUGUGGAUGUUCAAGGUCCUGAAUUGCAUAUGAAGAUGCCCAAGAUAAAAAUGCCCAAGUUUGGCAUGCCAGGCUUCAAGGCAGAGAGCCCAGAAAUGGAGGUGAAUCUCCCAAAGUCUGACAUUGAUGUCUCAGGACCCAAUGUGGAUGUCAAAGUUCCAGAUGUGAACAUUGAAGGACCUGAAGGAAAGCUGAAGGGUCCUAAGCUGAAGAUGCCUGAGAUGAACAUCAAGGCCCCAAAGAUAUCCAUGCCUGAUGUGGAUUUGCAUAUGAAAGGCCCCAAAGUUAAAGGAGAAUAUGAUGUCACAAUGCCAAAGCUGGAAGGAGACUUGAAAGGCCCCAAAGUAGAUGUCAGUGUUCCAGAUGUUGAUGUUCAUGGUCCCGACUGGAACUUGAAAAUGCCAAAGAUUAAAAUGCCCAAAUUCAGCAUGCCUAGUCUCAAAGGUGAAGGCCCAGAGUUGGAUGUGAACAUGCCCAAGGCUGAUGUGGACAUUUCUGUACCAAAGCUAGAUAUUAGUGCUCCAGAUCUGAACCUUGAGGGACCAGAAGGGAAGUUGAAAGGCCCCAAAUUUAAGAUGCCUGAGAUGCACUUCAAGGCUCCAAAGGUGUCUCUACCAGAUGUGGAUCUGGAUCUCAAAGGACCCAAAAUGAAAGGAAAUCUAGACAUGUCUGCACCAAAAAUAGAGGGAGAGAUGAAAGCUCCAGAUGUGGACAUUAAAGGUCCAAAUGUAGAUAUUAAAGCACCAGAAGUGGAUGUGCAAGGCCCAGAAUGGAGCCUGAAGAUGCCAAAGAUGAAAAUGCCCAAGUUCAGUAUGCCUACUCUCAAAGGUGAGGGUCCAGAUGUGGAUGUGAGCUUGCCUAAGGCUACUAUUGAUGUCUCAGGACCUAAACUUGACAUUGAAACCUCAGAUGUGAGCCUUGAGGGACCAGAAGGAAAGCUGAAGGGCCCCAAGUUUAAGAUGCCUGACAUGCACUUCAAGGCACCCAAGAUCUCCAUGCCUGAUGUGGACUUAAACAUGAAGGGCCCCAAAGUCAAGGGGGACAUGGAUGUGACAGUGCCCAAGAUAGAAGGUGAAAUGAAAGUGCCAGAUGUGGAUAUCAAAGGCCCUAAAGUGGACAUCAGUGCCCCAGAUGUGGAUGUACAAGGCCCAGACUGGCACCUGAAGAUGCCCAAGAUGAAAAUGCCUAAGUUCAGCAUGCCUGGCUUCAAAGCAGAGGGCCCAGAAGUGAGCCUGCCCAAGGCUGACCUUGAUGUCUCAGGACCCAAGGUGGACAUUGAUGUUCCUGAUGUGAAUAUUGAAGGUCCAGAUGCAAAGCUGAAGGGCCCCAAGUUCAAGAUGCCUGAGAUGAACAUCAAGGCUCCAAAGAUCUCCAUGCCAGAUUUACAUCUUAAGGGUCCCAAAGUGAAGGGUGAUGUAGAUGUUUCCCUGCCCAAAGUGGAAGGUGACCUCAAAGGCCCAGACAUUGACAUCAAAGGUCCCAAAAUGGACAUCAAUGCUCCAGAUAUGGACGUGCAGGGCCCAGACUGGCACCUGAAGAUGCCCAAGAUGAAAAUGCCCAAGUUCAGCAUGCCUGGCUUCAAAGCAGAGGGCCCAGAAGUGGAUGUGAAUCUGCCCAAGGCUGACAUUGAUGUCUCAGGGCCCAAAGUUGAUAUUGAGGCCCCAGAUGUGAGCAUCGAGGGACCAGAAGGGAAGCUGAAGGGCCCCAAGUUUAAGAUGCCUGACAUGCACUUCAAGGCCCCCAAGAUCUCCAUGCCUGAUGUGGACUUGAAUAUUAAGGGGCCCAAAGGAAAAGCAGAUGUGGAUGCAUCAUUGCCUGAGGUAGAAGGUGGAGUAAAAGUGCCAGAUGUGGACAUUAAAGGACCCAAAGUUGGCAUUGAUGCUCCAGAUGUUGAGGUUCAUGGCCCAGACUGGCACCUUAAGAUGCCCAAGGUGAAAAUGCCCAAGUUCAGCAUGCCUGGCUUCAAAGGAGAAGGUCCAGAAGUAGACAUCCCCAAGGCCAACAUUGAUGUUUCAGGACCCAAGGUAGACAUCGAUGUUCCAGAUGUAAAUAUUGAAGGUCCAGAUACAAAACUAAAAGGUCCAAAAUUUAAGAUGCCAGAAAUGAACAUAAAGCCUCAGAAGAUAUCCAUGCCAGAUGUUAGCUUGAAUUUGAAAGGCCCUAAGGUAAAAGCAGAUUGUGAUGUCUCAGUUCCAAAAGUGGGAGGAGAAAUAAAAGCUCCUGCUGUUGACAUCAAAGGUCCUAAAGUAGAGGCACCAGAUGUGGAAGUUCAUGGCCCAGACUGGCACCUGAAGAUGCCCAAGGUCAAAAUGCCUAAGUUCAGCAUGCCUGGCUUCAAAGGAGAGGGUGCAGAAGUAGAUGUGAAUCUUCAAAAGGCCAAUAUUGAUGUCUCAGGACCCAAGGUGGACAUUGAUGUUCCAGAUGUGAAUAUUGAAGGGCCAGAAGGGAAACUAAAGGGUCCCAAGUUCAAGAUGCCAAGCAUGAAUAUACAGACACACAAAAUCUCUAUGCCUGAUGUUGGGCUUAAUUUGAAAGGACCUAAACUGAAAAGUGGUGUAGAUGUUUCUCUUCCAAAAGUAGAGGGAGAAUUGAAGGGUCCUGAAGUUGAUGUGGAUGUUGGUGAUAUUGAUAUUGAAUGUCCAGAAGGGAAGCUGAAGGGUCCCAAGUUUAAGAUGCCUGACAUGCACUUCAAGACUCCUAAGAUCUCCAUGCCUGAUGUAGAUUUACAUCUGAAAGGCCCCAAAGUCAAGGGGGAUAUGGAUGUGACAAUGCCCAAGAUAGAAGGUGAAAUGAAAGUUCCAGAUGUGGACAUCAAAGGCCCCAAAGUGGACAUCAAUGCCCCAGAUGUAGAUGUGCGUGGCCCAGACUGGCACCUGAAGAUGCCCAAGGUGAAAAUGCCUAAGUUCAGCAUGCCUGGUUUCAAAGCAGAGGGCCCUGAAGUGGAUGUGAACCUGCCCAAGGCUGACAUUGAUGUCUCAGGACCCAAAGUGGACAUUGAUGUUCCUGACUUAGAUAUUGAGGGUCCAGAAGGAAAACUGAAAGGCUCCAAAUUUAAGAUGCCUAAGUUGAAUAUCAAGGCCGCCAAGAUCUCUAUGCCCGAUGUGGACUUGAAUUUUAAGGGGCCCAAACUGAAAGGAGAGAUAGAUGCUUCUGUGCCAGAAAUGGAAGCUGAUCUCAGAGGCCCUCAAGUUGACAUCAAAGGGACCAAUGUGGAUGUGAAAGUACCUGAUGUUGAUCUGGAAUGUCCUGAUGCAAAGUUGAAAGGCCCCAAGUUCAAGAUGCCUGACAUGCACUUCAAGGCUCCUAAGAUCUCCAUGCCUGAUGUGGACUUGCAUCUGAAAGGCCCCAAAGUCAAGGGGGACAUGGAUGUGACAGUGCCAAAAUUAGAGGGAGAAUUAAAAGGCCCAAGUGUGGAUGUGGAAGUACCUGAUGUUGAUCUGGAAUGUCCUGAUGCAAAGUUGAAAGGCCCCAAGUUCAAGAUGCCUGACAUGCACUUCAAGGCUCCUAAGAUCUCCAUGCCUGAUGUGGACUUGCAUCUGAAAGGCCCCAAAGUCAAGGGGGACAUGGAUGUGACAGUGCCAAAAUUAGAGGGAGAAUUAAAAGGCCCAAGUGUGGAUGUGGAAGUACCUGAUGUUGAUCUGGAAUGUCCUGAUGCAAAGUUGAAAGGCCCCAAGUUCAAGAUGCCUGACAUGCACUUCAAGGCUCCUAAGAUCUCCAUGCCUGAUGUGGACUUGCAUCUGAAAGGCCCCAAAGUCAAGGGUGACGUGGAUGUGACAGUGCCAAAAUUAGAGGGAGAAUUAAAAGGCCCAAGUGUGGAUGUGGAAGUACCUGAUGUUGAUCUGGAAUGUCCUGAUGCAAAGUUGAAAGGCCCCAAGUUCAAGAUGCCUGACAUGCACUUCAAGGCUCCUAAGAUCUCCAUGCCUGAUGUGGACUUGCAUCUGAAAGGCCCCAAAGUCAAGGGGGACAUGGAUGUGACAGUGCCCAAGAUAGAAGGUGAGAUGAAAGUGCCAGAUGUGGAUAUCAAAGGCCCUAAAGUGGACAUCAAUGCCCCAGAUGUGGAUGUGCGUGGCCCAGACUGGCACCUGAAGAUGCCCAAGAUGAAAAUGCCCAAGUUCAGCAUGCCUGGCUUCAAAGCAGAGGGCCCAGAAGUGGAUGUGAACUUGCCCAAGGCUGACAUUGAUGUCUCAGGACCCAAGGUGGACAUUGAUGUUCCAGAUGUGAAUAUUGAAGGGCCAGAAGGGAAGCUGAAGGGCCCCAAAUUUAAGAUGCCUGACAUGCACUUCAAGGCCCCCAAGAUCUCCAUGCCUGAUGUUGAUUUCAACUUAAAGGGUCCUAAAAUCAAAGGAGAUAUUGACGUUUCAGUCCCUAAGAUUGAAGGAGAAUUAAAGGGUCCAGAACUGGAUCUCAAGGGCCCCAAAUUGGAUGCCAACAUACCAGAAGUUGCUGUUGAAGGCCCAGAAGGUAAAUGGAAAAGCCCCAAGUUCAAGAUGCCAGACAUGCACUUCAAAACUCCCAAAAUCUCCAUGCCAGACAUUGAUCUUCACUUAAAGAGUCCAAAGAUAAAGGGGGAGGUGGAUGUAGAUGUUCCCAAAUUGGAAGGAGACCUCAAAGGGCCAAAUGUGGACAUGAGCAGGCCAGACAUUGAGAUUGAAGGACCAGAGGGCAAAUUGAAAGGCCCGAAGUUCAAAAUGCCUGAGAUGAACAUCAAGGCUCCCAAGAUCUCCAUGCCUGACUUUGAUUUGCAUCUUAAGGGUCCUAAAGUGAAGGGUGAUGUAGAUAUUUCUCUGCCCAAAGUAGAAGGUGACAUCAAAGGCCCAGAGGUUGACAUCAAAGGUCCCAAAGUGGAUAUCAAUGCUCCAGAUGUGGACGUGCAGGGCCCAGACUGGCACCUGAAGAUGCCCAAAAUGAAAAUGCCCAAGUUCAGCAUGCCUGGCUUCAAAGCAGAGGGCCCAGAAGUGGAUGUGAACUUGCCCAAGGCUGACAUUGAUGUCUCAGGACCCAAGGUGGACAUUGAUGUUCCUGAUGUGAACAUUGAAGGGCCAGAUGCAAAACUGAAGGGCCCCAAGUUCAAGAUGCCUGAGAUGAACAUCAAGGCCCCCAAGAUCUCCAUGCCUGACAUUGACUUAAACCUGAAAGGCCCCAAAGUGAAGGGUGAUGUGGAUGUGUCUCUGCCCAAAGUGGAAGGUGAGAUUAAAGUUCCUGAAGUUGACAUCAAAGGCCCCAAAGUGGACAUUGAUGUUCCAGAUGUGGAUGUCCAUGGCCCAGACUGGCACCUGAAGAUGCCCAAAAUAAAAAUGCCCAAGUUCAGCAUGCCUGGCUUCAAGGGAGAAGGCCCUGAAGUAGAUGUGAGCCUGCCCAAUGCUGACCUUGAUGUCUCAGGACCCAAGGUGGACAUUGAUGUUCCAGAUGUGAAUAUUGAAGGUCCAGAUGCAAAGCUGAAGGGCCCCAAGUUCAAGAUGCCUGAGAUGAACAUCAAGGCUCCAAAGAUCUCCAUGCCAGAUUUACAUCUUAAGGGUCCCAAAGUGAAGGGUGAUGUAGAUGUUUCCCUGCCCAAAGUGGAAGGUGACCUCAAAGGCCCAGAUGUUGACAUCAAAGGUCCCAAAAUGGACAUCAAUGCUCCAGAUAUGGACGUGCAGGGCCCAGACUGGCACCUGAAGAUGCCCAAAAUGAAAAUGCCCAAGUUCAGCAUGCCUGGCUUCAAAGCAGAGGGUCCAGAAGUAGAUGUGAACCUGCCCAAGGCUGACCUUGAUGUCUCAGGACCCAAGGUGGACAUUGAUGUUCCAGAUGUGAACAUUGAAGGGCCAGAUGCAAAACUGAAAGGCCCCAAGUUCAAGAUGCCUGAGAUGAACAUCAAGGCCCCCAAGAUCUCCAUGCCUGACAUUGACUUAAACCUGAAAGGCCCCAAAGUGAAGGGUGAUGUGGAUAUGUCUCUGCCCAAAGUGGAAGGUGAGAUUAAAGUUCCUGAAGUUGACAUCAAAGGCCCCAAAGUGGACAUUGAUGUUCCAGAUGUGGAUGUUCAUGGCCCAGACUGGCACCUGAAGAUGCCCAAGGUGAAAAUGCCCAAGUUCAGCAUGCCUGGCUUCAAGGGAGAAGGCCCUGAAGUAGAUGUGAACCUGCCCAAGGCUGACCUUGAUGUCUCAGGACCCAAGGUGGACAUUGAUGUUCCUGAUGUGAAUAUUGAAGGGCCAGAUGCAAAACUGAAGGGUCCCAAGUUUAAGAUGCCAGAGGUGAACAUAAAGGCUCCUAAGAUCUCCAUGCCAGAUUUGAAUCUUAAUCUUAAAGGCCCCAAUGUGAAAGGAGAUGUGGAUGUUUCCAUUCCAAAUAUAGAGGGUGAUUUGAAAGGCCCUUCUCUUGACAUAAAGAGCCCAAAAUUAGAUGUAAAUGCUCCAGAUAUUGAUGUUCAUGGUCCUGAAGGAAAAUUAAAGGGUCCCAAACUGAAAAUGCCUGACAUGCAUGUAAGCAUGCCCAAGAUCUCUAUGCCAGAAAUUGACUUGAAUUUAAAGGGCUCAAAGGUCAAGGGAGAUGUUGAUAUCUCUGGACCCAAACUGGAGGGUGACAUUAAAGUUCCCAGGGUGGAUUUGAAGGGCCCAGAAGUGGACAUUUCUGCUCCCAAGGUCAAUAUUGAUGGGAAAGCAAAGAAAUCUCGUUUUAAGCUUCCUAAAUUUAAUUUUUCUGGGUCCAAAGUUCAAACACCUGAAGUGGAUGUCAAACUUAAAAAGCCAGAUGUUGAUAUAACAGCUCCAAAAGUUGAUAUUAAUGCUCCAGAAGUUGAAGUCCAAGGUAAAGUGAAAGGAUCCAAGUUUAAAAUGCCCUUUCUGAGCAUUUCAUCUCCCAAAGUCUCCAUGCCCGAUGUGGAGCUAAACUUGAAGGGUCCUAAAGUCAAAGGAGACCUAGAUGCAGCAGGCCCAAAUUUAGAAGGAGACUUCAAAGGACCCAAAGUGGACAUUAAAGCACCAGAUGUUCAACUUAAUGCACCAGAUGUGGAUGUUCAUGGACCAGAAUGGAAUCUAAAAAUGCCCAAAAUGAAAAUGCCCAAGUUUGGUGUGUCUGGCAUAAAAGCAGAAGGGCCUGAUGUGGCUGUGGAUUUACCAAAAGGAGACAUUAAUAUAGAAGGUCCCAGUAUGAAUAUUGAGGGCCCAGAACUCAAUGUAGAAUGUCCAGAGGGAAGCUUAAAAGGCCCCAAAUUUAAGAUGCCUGAGAUGAACAUCAAAGCCCCUAAGAUCUCCAUGCCUGAUAUUGACUUAAACCUGAAAGGUCCCAAAGUGAAGGGUGAUGUGGAUGUGUCUCUACCCAAAGUGGAAGGUGAGAUUAAAGUUCCUGAAGUUGACAUCAAAGGCCCCAAAGUGGACAUUGAUGUUCCAGAUGUGGAUGUUCAUGGCCCAGACUGGCACCUGAAGAUGCCCAAGGUGAAAAUGCCCAAGUUCAGCAUGCCUGGCUUCAAAGGAGAGGGCCCAGAAGUGGAUGUGAGCCUGCCUAAGGCUAACAUUGAUGUCUCAGGACCCAAGGUGGACAUUGAUGUUCCAGAUGUGAACAUUGAAGGGCCAGAUGCAAAACUGAAGGGCCCCAAGUUCAAGAUGCCUGAGAUGAACAUCAAGGCUCCAAAGAUCUCCAUGCCUGAUAUUGACUUAAACCUGAAAGGCCCCAAAGUGAAGGGUGAUGUGGAUGUGUCUCUGCCCAAAGUGGAAGGUGAGAUUAAAGUUCCUGAAGUUGACAUCAAAGGCCCCAAAGUGGACAUUGAUGUUCCAGAUGUGGAUGUUCAUGGCCCAGACUGGCACCUGAAGAUGCCCAAAAUAAAAAUGCCCAAGUUCAGCAUGCCUGGCUUCAAGGGAGAAGGCCCUGAAGUAGAUGUGAGCCUGCCUAAGGCUGACCUUGAUGUCUCAGGACCCAAGGUGGACAUUGAUGUUCCAGAUGUGAAUAUUGAAGGGCCAGAUGCAAAACUGAAAGGCCCCAAGUUCAAGAUGCCUGAGAUGAACAUCAAGGCCCCCAAGAUCUCCAUGCCUGACAUUGACUUAAACCUGAAAGGCCCCAAAGUGAAGGGUGAUGUGGAUGUGUCUCUGCCCAAAGUGGAAGGUGAGAUUAAAGUUCCUGAAGUUGACAUCAAAGACCCCAAAGUGGACAUUGAUGUUCCAGAUGUGGAUGUCCAUGGCCCAGACUGGCACCUGAAGAUGCCCAAAAUAAAAAUGCCCAAGUUCAGCAUGCCUGGCUUCAAAGGAGAAGGCCCAGAAGUGGAUGUAAAUCUGCCCAAGGCUGACCUUGAUGUCUCAGGACCCAAGGUGGACAUUGAUGUUCCUGAUGUGAAUAUUGAAGGUCCAGAUGCAAAGCUGAAGGGCCCCAAGUUCAAGAUGCCUGAGAUGAACAUCAAGGCUCCAAAGAUCUCCAUGCCAGAUUUACAUCUUAAGGGUCCCAAAGUGAAGGGUGAUGUAGAUGUUUCCCUGCCCAAAGUGGAAGGUGACCUCAAAGGCCCAGAUGUUGACAUCAAAGGUCCCAAAAUGGACAUCAAUGCUCCAGAUAUGGACGUGCAGGGCCCAGACUGGCACCUGAAGAUGCCCAAAAUGAAAAUGCCCAAGUUCAGCAUGCCUGGCUUCAAAGCAGAGGGCCCAGAAGUGGAUGUGAACCUGCCCAAGGUUGACCUUGAUGUCUCAGGACCCAAGGUGGACAUUGAUGUUCCUGAUGUGAAUAUUGAAGGACCAGAUGCAAAACUGAAGGGUCCCAAGUUCAAGAUGCCUGAGAUGAACAUCAAGGCCCCCAAGAUCUCCAUGCCUGACAUUGACUUAAACCUGAAAGGCCCCAAAGUGAAGGGUGAUGUGGAUAUGUCUCUGCCCAAAGUGGAAGGUGAGAUUAAAGUCCCUGAAGUUGACAUCAAAGGCCCCAAAGUGGACAUUGAUGUUCCAGAUGUGGAUGUUCAUGGCCCAGACUGGCACUUGAAGAUGCCCAAGGUGAAAAUGCCCAAGUUCAGCAUGCCUGGCUUCAAGGGAGAAGGCCCUGAAGUAGAUGUGAACCUGCCCAAGGCUGACCUUGAUGUCUCAGGACCCAAGGUGGACAUUGAUGUUCCUGAUGUGAAUAUUGAAGGUCCAGAUGCAAAGCUGAAGGGUCCUAAGUUCAAGAUGCCUGAGAUGAACAUCAAGGCUCCAAAGAUCUCCAUGCCAGAUUUACAUCUUAAGGGUCCCAAAGUGAAGGGUGAUGUAGAUGUUUCCCUGCCCAAAGUGGAAGGUGAUCUCAAAGGCCCAGAGGUUGACAUCAAAGGUCCCAAAAUGGACAUCAGUGCCCCCGAUGUUGAUGUACAUGGUCCUGACUGGCACUUGAAGAUGCCUAAGGUGAAAAUGCCUAAGUUCAGCAUGCCUGGCUUCAAAGGAGAAGGUCCAGAAGUGGAUGUAAAUCUGCCCAAGGCUGACCUUGAUGUCUCAGGACCCAAGGUGGACAUUGAAGGCCCUAAUGUUAAUAUUGAAGGACCAGAAGGGAAACUGAAGGGCCCUAAGUUUAAAAUGCCUGAUCUCCACCUUAAGGCACCCAAGAUUUCAAUGCCAGAAAUUGACCUGAACCUGAAAGGACCAAAGUUGAAGGGUGAUGUAGAUGUUUCUUUACCUAAAGUGGAAGGAGACCUCAAAGGCCCUGAAGUUGAUAUCAAAGGUCCCAAAGUGGACAUCAGUGCCCCAGAUAUGGAUGUUCAUGGCCCAGAUUGGCACCUGAAGAUGCCCAAGAUGAAAAUGCCUAAGUUCAGCAUGCCUGGCUUCAAAGCAGAGGGCCCAGAAGUGGAUGUAAAUCUGCCCAAGGCUGACAUUGAUGUCUCAGGGCCUAAAGUGGACAUUGAUGUUCCUGAUGUGAACAUUGAAGGACCAGAUGCAAAGCUGAAGGGUCCCAAGUUCAAGAUGCCUGAGAUGAACAUAAAAGCUCCCAAGAUCUCUAUGCCUGACUUUGAUUUGCAUCUGAAAGGUCCCAAAGUGAAGGGUGAUGUGGAUGCUUCCUUGCCUAAAAUGGAAGGUGAAUUAAAGGGUCCUGGUAUUGAUAUAAAGUGCCCCACUGUGGAUAUUGACACUCCUGAUGUCAAUAUUGAAGUUCCAGAAGGAAAAUUAAAAGGACCCAAAUUUAAAAUGCCAGACAUGCAUAUCAAAGCUCCCAAGAUCUCCAUGCCUGACUUUGAUUUAAAUCUAAAAGGACCUAAAGUUAAGGGAGAUGUGGACCUUGCACUCCCUAAUGUUGAAGGUGAUCUUAAAGGGCCAGAAAUAGACAUUGAGGGUCCUGAAGGAAAACUCAAAGGCCCCAAAUUUAAGGUGCCAGAUGUCCAAUUCAAAACUCCACAAAUCUCAAUGAGUGACAUUGAUUUGAAUGUGAAAGGGCCUAAGAUAAAAGGAGAUUUGGACAUUUCUAUUCCUAAACCAGAAGGGGACUUGAAAGGUCCCAAAGUGGAUAUCAAAGGCCCUAAACUGGACAUUGACACUCCUGAUAUUGACAUUCAUGGUCCAGAAGGGAAACUGAAGGGCCCUAAAUUUAAAAUGCCUGAUCUACACCUCAAGGCACCCAAGAUUUCAAUGCCAGAAGUUGACCUGAACCUGAAAGGGCCAAAGGUGAAGGGUGAUGUAGAUGUUUCUCUACCAAAAGUGGAAGGAGACCUCAAAGGUCCUGAAGUUGAUAUCAAAGGUCCCAAAGUGGACAUCAGUGCCCCAGAUGUGGAUGUUCAUGGCCCAGACUGGCACCUGAAGAUGCCCAAGGUGAAAAUGCCCAAGUUCAGCAUGCCUGGCUUCAAAGGAGAGGGCCCAGAAGUGGAUGUGAGCCUGCCUAAGGCUAACAUUGAUGUCUCAGGACCCAAGGUGGACAUUGAUGUUCCUGAUGUGAACAUUGAAGGGCCAGAUGCAAAACUGAAGGGCCCCAAGUUCAAGAUGCCUGAGAUGAACAUCAAGGCUCCCAAGAUCUCCAUGCCUGAUAUUGACUUAAACCUGAAAGGCCCCAAAGUGAAGGGUGAUGUGGAUGUGUCUCUGCCUAAAGUGGAAGGUGAGAUUAAAGUUCCUGAAGUUGACAUCAAAGGCCCCAAAGUGGACAUUGAUGUUCCAGAUGUGGAUGUUCAUGGCCCAGACUGGCACCUGAAGAUGCCCAAGGUGAAAAUGCCCAAGUUCAGCAUGCCUGGCUUCAAAGGAGAGGGCCCAGAAGUGGAUGUAAAUCUGCCCAAGGCUGACCUUGAUGUUUCAGGACCCAAGGUGGACAUUGAUGUUCCAGAUGUUAAUGUUGAGGGUCCAGAUAUGAAAGUAAAAGGUCCCAAAUUCAGGAUGCCUGAGAUUAACAUCAAGGCUCCCAAGAUCUCUAUGCCUGAUGUUGAUCUGGAGUUAAAAGGACCCAAAGUAAAAGGAGCCUUUGAUGGGUCUGUCCCUAAGAUUGAAGGUACUCUCAAAGGACCUGAAAUAGAUAUGAAAGGUCCAGGUCUGGAUUUUGAAGGCCCUGAUGCUAAACUUAGUGGGCCUAACUUGAAGAUGCCAUCGCUGGAGGUAUCUGUUCCUAAAAUAACUGGGCCUGAUGCUAAUGUGCACCUUAAGACACCGAAAGUUGGAAUUUCUGCGCCUAAGUUAGGAGGUGGUGAGGUAGACCUCAAGGGGCCUAAAGUUGAUUUAGAAACUCCAAGCUUAGAUGUCCACAUGGAAAGCCCUGAUAUUAAUAUUGAGGGGCCGGAUGUUAAAGUUCCGAAAUUUAAGAAACCCAAGUUUGGAUUUGGUGCAAAAAGCCCCAAAGCUGACAUCAAGACACCCACAGUUGAUGUGACUGUCCCUGAAGCAGAGCUGAAUGUUGAUUCUCCUGAAAUAAACAUUGGUGGCAAGAGCAAGAAAAGCAAGUUUAAAAUGCCUAAAAUUCACAUGAGUGGUCCUAAAGUUAAAGCCAAAAAACAGGGAUUUGAUUUGAAUAUUCCUGGAGGUGAGAUUGAUACCAGUCUCAAAGCUCCUGAUGUAGAUGUUAGUGUUGCAGGGCCUGAUGCUGCACUCAAAGCUGAAGUAAAAUCUCCCAAAGUCAAGAAAACUAUGUUUGGAAAAAUGUACUUUCCAGAUGUAGAAUUUGACAUUAAGUCACCUAAAUUUAAAGCAGAGGCUCCCCUACCUAGCCCCAAGCUGGAGGGUGAAAUCAAGGUACCAGAUGUGGAUAUUUCUUCACCAGGGAUUAAUGUGGAAGCUCCUGAUAUUCAUAUGAAGGCUCCCAAGUUCAAGGUGCCAGGCGUGGAAGCCUCAGGGCCAAAGAUAGAGGGCAACUUGAAAGGUCCCAAGGUGCAGGCAAACUUGGACACACCUGACAUCAACAUCGAAGGCCCUGAAGCUAAAAUCAAAGCACCCUCUUUUAGUGUUUCUGCUCCUCAAGUCUCCAUACCCGAUGUGAAUGUUAAUUUGAAAGGACCAAAGAUAAAAGGUGAUGUUCCCAGUGUGGGACUGGAAGGACCUAACAUAGAUCUACAAGGUCCAGAAGGGAAAAUCAAGUUCCCUAAGUUUUCCUUGCCCAAGAUCAGUGCCCCAGGUGUGAAAAUGGAAGGUGGGAGCACUGAGAUCGGCGCUCAGAUGCCCUCUCUUGAAGGAGGGUUGAGCACAUCAGAUAUGAAGCUUGAAGGGCCUCAUCUGUCUCUAAAAGGCCCAGGAGUAGACUUGCCUUCGGUGGACCUCUCUAUGCCAAAAGUGUCUGGGCCUGAUCUUGACAUGAACUUGAAAGGACCAAGUUUGAAGGGAGACCUGGGUGCCUCCAGUCCCAGCAUGAAGCUGCACGCCCCAGGUCUUGACCUCAAAGGUGUUGGUGGAAAAGUACAUAUAGGAGCAGAUGGUGUGAAAAUGUCAGGGAUUGAUGCCACAACAGCACUCAGUGUUGGGGCACCAGAUGUAACACUGAAGGGACCAAGUCUACAGGGAGAUCUGGCUGUGUCUGGAGACAUCAAAUGUCCUAAAGUGUCUGUGGCUACUCCUGAUGUUAGCUUGGAGGCUUCAGAAGGUGCUGUCAAACUUCCCCACAUGAAACUGCCUCAGUUUGGCAUCUCCACUCCGGGAUCCGACUUGGACAUUAACAUCAAGGGGCCACAAGUUUGUGGAGAACUAAAGGGAUCAGGGAUGGAUGUGAAUCUGAAAGGGCCUCAGAUCUCAGCACCAAGCAUGGACUUUAACUUGGAAGGACCAAAAGUGAAGGGGAGCCUCGGGGCUGCGGGUGAAUUGAAAGGCCCAGCGAUUGGGGGAGCUCUUCCAGGCAUCAGCAUUCAAGGCCCAGAAGGAAACCUCCAAAUGCCUGGAAUUAAGGCUUCUGGGUGUGAUGUGAAACUCUCAUCAGGGCAGAUUUCUGGUCCCGAAAUUAAAGGAGAUCUGAAAGGUUCAGGACUAGGUCUCCAUGGAGCUGUUCCUGAUAUCGGUGUCAAGGGGCCUUCCUUUAAUGUGGCAUCUCCUGAGUCAGAUUUUGGUGUCAGCUUGAAGGGCCCCAAAGUCAAAGGAGGUGUAGAUGUUUCAGGGGGUGUCAGUGUCCCAGAUAUCAACCUGGGUGAAGGGCAUAUGAGUGUCAAAGGCUCUGGAGUUGAGUGGAAGGGACCCCAAGUCUCCUCUUCUCUAAACUUGGAUACAUCUAAACUUGCUGGGAACCUUCAUUUCUCAGGACCAAAGAUAGAAGGAGACGUGAAAGGGGGCCAGACCGGACUCCAGGGUCCCGGGCUGAGUGUGUCUGGGCCUCAAGGUCACUUGGAAAGUGAAUCUGGAAAAGUAACAUUCCCCAAGAUGAAGAUCCCUAAGUUUACCUUCUCUGGCCGCGAGCUCAUCGGUAGAGAAGUAGGAGUGGAUGUCAACUUCCCUAAAGUGGAGGCCAAUGUGCAGGCUGGUGCUGGAGAAGGCAAGUGGGAAGAGUCUGAAGUAAAACUGAAAAAAUCCAAAAUCAAAAUGCCCAAGCAUAUCUUUUCUAAAUCUAAAGGAAAAGGUGGUGUCACUGGCUCACCUGAAGCAUCCAUUUCUGGGUCCAAAGGGGACCUGAAGAGCUCAAAGGCCAGCUUGGGCUCCCUGGAAGGAGAAGUGGAAGCGGAAGCAUCUUCACCCAAAGGCAAAUUCUCCCUAUUUAAAAGUAAGAAGCCACGACACCGCUCCAACUCCUUCAGUGAUGAGAGGGAGUUCUCAGCGCCUUCCACCCCAACUGGGACUUUGGAGUUUGCAGGUGGAGACGCUAAAGGCAAGCAUGGAAAGCUGAAGUUUGGUACCUUUGGUGGCUUGGGAUCAAAGAGCAAAGGUCAUUAUGAGGUUACUGGGAGUGAUGAUGAGGCAGGCAAGUUACAGGGGAGUGGCGUGUCCUUGGCCUCGAAGAAGUCCCGACUGUCUUCCUCCUCUAGCAACGACAGUGGGACCAAGGUUGGUAUCCAGCUUCCUGAGGUAGAACUGUCAGUUUCCACAAAGAAAGAGUAGUGGGCCUUCAUGCAUGUACAUAUAUAUAUAUAUAAAACAUCAGCCUUGGGUGUGUUUGUAUAUAAACUCCAAAGAGAAACACCCCAAUAGCCUAAGCAAUAAUGCAAAGAUCUUGCCCCUGCCAGUGGCAAGUGCCGACAAACCAAGUGCCUGUAGGCUCCUGGGACUCUGCAGCUAGGUAAAGAGUUCUAAGUUCAUCUGGCCCACGUGCAAAGUCAACAGUAUUGCCUUAAGAUUUCAGUUUUUUUUUUUUUUUUUGGUUUCUGUUUUCUUUUCUUUUUCCUUUUUCUUUCUUUCUUUUUUUUUUUGCAUUGAACGCUGAGAGCUCGUGUUUACUAAGCAAGCUUUUGUGUUUAUCUUCCUUAUUUUUACUGAACAUCUUCAGUACCUGGGUAAUGGAAACCCACUCUUUUUUCAUUGUAAUGACUUUGGGGGCUUUUGUGAGUAAGGGAGGGUGGGAUAAAAGGUGGCAGAGGGAGCAAGGUCUUAAUUGCUCUGAAGGUUGGACCCGUGAAGCCCUGGCAUAGACCUGAAGAGGUGGCAGCCAGUGGGUGGUUGUUUCUCAAUCUCUGUAGCAUGACUUUUUAAUCCCCAGGUGUGUUAGUCCCAGCCUAGUUUGGUGCUCGAGGUGAGAGGGGAUUUGAAUCUGUUUGCAAAUUGUCCAACCCACCAGGUCAACGUGAGGGGCUUACAUUCUGGGUUUGAUAAGAAAAGUGUUCAUUCAUGACUGCUAUGUCCUGAGAAAAGUUCCGAUUUCUUUUAACAAAUGUCAUCAUGAUUAAGGAAAUGUCUGGCACUUUAAUGGCAAAUUAAUUGAGAAUGUAUGAAAGUCAUGAAUGUACAAGCCAAAUAAAGCUCUUUAUUAACCCUGA
Molecule: messenger RNA, 18354 nt
Organism: Mus musculus (house mouse)
Lineage: Eukaryota; Metazoa; Chordata; Mammalia; Rodentia; Muridae
Gene: Ahnak
Product: AHNAK nucleoprotein
Exons: 5
Coding region: 512-17482 (5656 amino acids)
Cellular component (GO): plasma membrane protein complex; cytoplasm; vesicle
Molecular function (GO): S100 protein binding
Source: RefSeq, a predicted model, not a curated record